Molecule: messenger RNA, 1959 nt
Organism: Lodderomyces theae
Lineage: Eukaryota; Fungi; Ascomycota; Pichiomycetes; Serinales; Debaryomycetaceae
Gene: VRP1
Product: Vrp1p
Exons: 1
Coding region: 1-1959 (652 amino acids)
Molecular function (GO): actin binding
Source: RefSeq, a predicted model, not a curated record
AUGGCAGGACCACCACCACCACCACCACCACCACCGCUACCACCGGGAGGUGCACCGAAUUUAAGUGCACCAACCCCGGGGCCACCUCCUGCUGCAACAAUGUCGCCUGGAAGAGAUGCAUUACUUGGUGACAUCAGAAAGGGAGCAAAGUUAAAGAAAGCAGUUACAAUUGAUAAAUCAAAACCAUUAAUUGAUGGCAACCUGUCCGUGUCUACAGGUGCACCGACACAGAAAUUUCUGGGAGGUGGGAACUCAGCGGCAUCCGGAUCUGCUCCGCCCAUUCCCACUGGAGCCCCUCAAUUGGGGGAUAUAUUCGCAGGGGGAAUGCCAAAAUUAAAGCAUGUAGAUAAUAGAGCAGGGAUCACCCCCCCAUCGGCACCAAAGAUUCCAGGAAGAACUCCAGCACCACCAACAACAAGACCCUCAAGUCUGGCAGCAUCAGGAACAGUUGCGCCUUCAUCACCAGCUCCUCCAAUUCCUACAGGCGUACCACCAGCUCCCAAAGUACCUCCAACGCGGCCAAAGAAACCCAACCAUGUGAAGAACAGCUCAAUAAGUUCAGUGAAUUCAAUAGAAUCUGCCAGCAACCCCCCACCACUACCUGCUGGCCCUCCACCGCUUCCCACCACUGCCCCACCAAUUCCCACCACCUCUAAACCUGCCAGGAAGAAUUUAGCAUCCAGUACAGCUCCACCGGUACCUACACCACCACCACCACCACCAGCUACCUUUGCACCGUCUCCACCACCACCCCCAUCUUCCAAUGGUGCUGCCCCUUCUGCACCUCCAUUACCAUCUGGUGGACUUCCAUUCUUGAGUGAAAUAAAUGCAAAGAGGGACGAGAAGAAUGUGAUUGACGCGACACCGUCCACAAAUGCGCCACCAAAGAUACCAGCUGUUUCAAGUGUACCUCCUCCAUUACCACAAAGCUCAGCACCGAAGGCUCCUCCAUUACCCCAAAGCUCAGCACCGAAGGCUCCUCCAUUACCACAAAGCUCAGCACCGAAGGCUCCACCGGCUCCAACGAGUGUGCCAUCACCGCCACCGCCACCGCCACCGUCAGCACCGCCGCUGUCUUUUGCACCAAAGACUCCCUCUUCAAAGCCUUCAGCAAAACCUACUGCUCCAUCGACUUCAGCAGCACCUGCCUCUGGAGGAGCUUUACCAUUCUUGGCACAAAUAAAUGCAAAAAGAGAUGAUUCAUUUGUGGUGGAUGGAAGUGGGAACUCAUACAGCACAAAAACAGAGGAUUUUACAAACUCCAUUGAAGCUCCUAAAAAAUCUACGCCUGCUGCUCCCCCCGUACCAAACUCUGCCGUUCCGCCCAUACCUGGAAUGUUACCGCCAGAGAGAAAGCAACCACAAGCGCAGCCCCAAUCCGUACAACCAGCGCCACCAAGACCAACCGCGAUUCCACCAACACCGAAAACUCUGUCUGUACAGCAUAAAGUAAAACCACUAGUCCCACCUGCUUCCGAGGAUUUGCCCUCACAUACUGGUAUCAAAAACCAAGAGCUGCAGCCUUCUCCAGCACAGGCUCCUCCAUUACCAACAGGAGGACCACCUCAGCUGCCACCACCUCCACCCUUGACAUCAGCGCCUUCGAUUUCAAAGCAGAAGAAGACUGCACCACCACCACCACCACCGUCAGGAACUGCGCCAUCACCAUCUUCGACAAUUUCCAGAGCCAGGACGUCGUCAUCACAACAAAAUGCCAAUGAUCUUGAUUCAAAACAACAUGCUGGGUCAUCUUUGCGAAAAAUAUCAGCUCUGGCUUACACUAUAAAUGGACAUAGCAGCAGUACGUCGUCGGGACAAAAAGUGGUUAUUGACGACAAGAGGUUCAAAUUUGUCAAUGCUAAUGCAUUGCCAAAUCCUAGAAGAUUUGAAGGAGCCAAGAAGUUUUAUCCUAGUGGAAGAGGAUCUUCAAUCCCAUUGAACUUGAGUUUGUACGAUUAA